AUGUCAUUGAUCGUUUCAUCGUCAUCAUCAAUGUCAACUUUGUUGACAAACAAUUUGGUGACAAUGUCAAGUUCAAUGCUAACUAGAAUGUGUCAUCAAAGAGCCUAUAGUAAUAUCAAUGGUACCAUAAAGAAAUAUAAUAGAUAUAAGCUAAAUCAUAGUAAUAAGUCAUUGCACAAGAGAAAUGGAUCGAUUUCCAUUUCAAAUUAUUUUAAAUCAAUGUCAAUCAAUAAUAAUGAAACAUCCAAUGUUAGUGGAUUAAGCAAACAAUUUUCAACAGCAACUACAACACAACCAAUAGUUGGUGGUAUUCCCAAUGAAAAGUUUGAGACUGUAGGUUACAGUUUGCUCCCUGUAGUCAAUAAGUUGCAAGAGAUCACUUCACUCAUUGGUUCGGAGAUCAAGUUACCACAGAUCGUUGUCAUCGGUUCACAAUCCAGUGGAAAGUCGUCGGUAUUGGAGAAUCUCGUUGGUAGAGAUUUCCUGCCGCGUGGUAGUGGUCUUGUCACCAGACGUCCACUCGUGCUACAGCUGAUCAGAAUCGAGGACAAUGCAGAGUGGGGUGAAUUCGCUCACACUGGCGAUGUCCGUUUCAACUUUGCGGGAAUUCGCGACGAGAUCGAAGCAGAGACAAACCGUGUUGCCGGUGCCAACAAAGAGAUCUCCAGCGAUCCAAUCAUCCUAAAGAUUUUCUCGCCCUACGUCAUUCCAUUGACACUGGUCGAUCUUCCGGGUAUCACACGUAUCCCCAUUGGCAAUCAGCCAACCAAUAUCGAGGAGCGAAUCCGUGAUAUGGUGCUUGACUACAUCUCCAAUCCAAACUCGAUCAUUCUCGCUAUUUCCGCUGCCAAUCAAGAUAUUGUGACAUCGGAUGCUUUGAAGUUGGCAAAGGAGGUCGAUCCAGAGGGUCGUCGUACCAUUGGUGUACUGACAAAGCUCGAUCUCAUGGAUCGUGGAACCGAUGCAAUGGAUAUCCUGCUCGGUCACACCGUACCAUUGAAACUUGGAUUCGUUGGAAUCAUCAAUCGUAGUCAACACGACAUUCAAACCAAGAAGGCAAUCAGCACAAUGUUGAAGGACGAAGAACGUUGGUUCCAGAAUCAUCCGGUGUACAGCCGAAUCGCCAAUCAAACAGGAUCGAUCUUUUUGGCACAGAAAUGCAACAAAAUCCUUACCAAACACAUUAGAGAGUCGAUGCCAGGUGUAAAGAACCAAAUUCGUGCACUCAUCAACAAGUAUCGUGAGGAACUCGAGAACUAUGGAGAACCAACUCCAGAGCGUGCCUCUGAUAAAUCUCGUUUACUCAUUGACAUAAUGAACAAAUUUGCACUACAAUUUAGAGCUGAUCUCGAAGGUGUAAAUGAUGAUCAAUUAACUGAUCAUAUUAAUGGAGGAGCUAGAAUUAGAUAUAUAUUCUCACAGGCAUUUAAGAAUACAAGUGUAAAGCCAUUCGAUUGGUUGACAGAUCAACAGUUGAGAUUGGCAUUGAGAAAUUCAUCUGGUAUCCGUCCAACAAUGUUCAUUCCACAAAAGACAUUCGAUUCUUUGAUAAAGAUUCAAAUCGAGAAACUCAAAGAUCCAGCUGUGCAAUGUGCUGAUUUGGUAUUGGACGAGCUCCUUCGUAUCUUGACACAGGUGGACUCUCAUAUCUUCUCGCGAUUCCCAGUGUUGAGAGAGCGUAUUGUUGAGGUUGCAAACAACGUACUUAGAAAGCUCUUGAGCCCAACCAACAAGAUGAUCUCCGAUAUGGUCGAUGCCGAAUGCAGCUACAUUAAUACAUCACACCCAACCUACACGGCCGAACUCAACAGACUACUCUAUAGCAACACUAAGCCACAAGACAUUCAAUACACUCAACCACAACCAGAAGUAGAGAGAAACAGCUCUGGCGGUGGAAGUGGACUCUUUGGUUUCAUCUUUGGUAAGAAACAAGAGCCAGAGAAGGUUGUCACCACCAAAGAUAAUUUAAGAAACCAAACUCAACAACAAAAUCUACUAUAUGGAAUGAACGAUAACUAUACCGAUGAAGAAAGAAAACAAAUUCAUUUAUUAAAACGAUUAUUACAUAGCUAUUUCGAAAUUGCUCAAUUCAAUGUUCAAGAGAAUACUAUCAAGGUUAUCUCACACUUUUUAAUCGAUCGUUCAAAAGAUAUCUUACAGAGAGAAUUGUCAUCAAUCCUAUACGAUGAGAAUAUGGUAGAUCACUUGUUAAGAGAAAAUGAAGUUGUUGUCGCAAGACGUAAAGAAUGUAUUCACAAACUUGAAAUUCUCAAGAAAGCAAAGAAGAGUCUAUCUGUAACCGAAUUAAAGGAUAUGCCUUUACAAUUAUAUUAA
Molecule: messenger RNA, 2334 nt
Organism: Heterostelium album PN500
Lineage: Eukaryota; Evosea; Eumycetozoa; Acytosteliales; Acytosteliaceae
Gene: dymB
Product: dynamin family protein
Exons: 3
Coding region: 1-2334 (777 amino acids)
Cellular component (GO): microtubule; cytoplasm; membrane
Molecular function (GO): GTP binding; GTPase activity; microtubule binding
Source: RefSeq, a predicted model, not a curated record